Zeugodacus cucurbitae (melon fly) is the source of this 1056-nucleotide messenger RNA. RefSeq names its product jerky protein homolog-like. Gene Ontology annotation, molecular function: nucleic acid binding. NCBI's taxonomy places the organism in Eukaryota, Metazoa, Arthropoda, Insecta, Diptera, Tephritidae. The record is from RefSeq and is a predicted model, not a curated record. The coding region runs from base 202 to 882 and encodes 226 amino acids. The transcript is spliced from 2 exons.
UUUUAAAGAAUUCUAUUUAUUUUUUUAUGGUUCAGGUUUGUAUAUUACAACAGUUUCCACUUCAAUACUCCUUAAUAAUACUUUUAAUUAUAGGUUGAAGAUUUUCUUGAAAGUCGAAAUAUACUAAAACGAGCAAUAUUACUCCUGGAUAACGCUCCUAGUCAUCCACCAGAAGAAGAUUUGGUAACUCCAGAUGGAAAAAUGUGGACAGUGUUUAUGCCACCGAAUGUAACGGCUUUAAUUCAACCGAUGGACCAGAACGCGAUUCGCCUCACCAAAUUAUUUUACCGAAAUUCUUUACUGAGCAGUGUAGUGCAAAAGGAAAAUAUAAACACAGCGUUAAAGGACCUCACCCUUUUCAAUGCAGUUCAACUUAUUGCUGCAGCUUUGGAAAAAGUUUCAGGGGUUGUUCUUGAGAAGUGUUGGAAAAACAUAUUAAUUAAUAAAACCACACCAGACGAUGAAGAUGAUGAGGACAAUAUACCUCUAGCAGAUUUGCAAAUCAGAGAAGACCUUUCUCUUAUGGAGAGCACACUUUCUUUUAUCCAUACAGUGUUUCCCCAGACAAACUUCAACACUGAUGAUUUUGAAGCAUGGAACAGUGUAGUCAAUGUACUUGUAGAAGAGAACCCGAGUGCUGAAAAUGAACUAGCUAUAGAAAUUUCGGAGGAAGGUGAUACCGCUGCAGUUGUAGCUGUGCCGCCAAUAAAGCAUACUGAUGCCAUCGACUGCUUUGAGAAGUGUAUCAAAUGGUCUGAAGAAAACAACGUGGAACAGGAAAAAAUAUUUUUAUUGAAAAGCCUACAUCAAAAGGCACAGGAUCUCAAAAUUUCUCGCCCACAAAAGCAAAUGAGCAUAACAAAUUUCUUUUCAGUUGAAUAAUACUCAUAUUUUUGUUAUAAAAUUCAACUUUGAUUAAUCUUAUUGUAUGCAUUUUCCAUUGUAGAUGUAUUUAUUUCAACCAAUGCUUAUGAAUUCAUGAAUAAAUAGUUAUUUUUAAACAUAUAUGUACCAAUAUUAAUUUAGUUUUCGUUUCAGAUAUAACGAAUAUUUCAG